AUGGGAUUAGCGAGUAUCGCCUCCUCGGCUUACCCACGGUGGAAUGACGGACCAGCCGUACAGUCGGUUGCCCGAGGCCGGUUAUGGUUUCUGGAUCGAUUAUAUCCUGCUUCGACUUCCUACCUCAUGCCGUUUUCAGUGCGACUGCGAGGUCCACUCCGGCAUGAGGCGUUGCAGGCGGCGCUGCACACGGUCGAACAAUGCCACGAAACCCUGCGCACCACGUUUUACCAGCACGGUGGUACUGGCAUGCAAGUCGUCCAUCCCUUUGAGCCAAGAGGGCUAAAGGUAGUCCAUAUGCCGCCCAAUGACCAAGAAACCCUGUGUGAGGCGUUACGGCAUGAACAGACACGCCCAUUUGACCUGGAGGCUGAGCCCGGAUGGAGGGUGUAG
This is a messenger RNA of Aspergillus novofumigatus IBT 16806, 393 nucleotides long. RefSeq names its product CoA-dependent acyltransferase. Lineage: Eukaryota; Fungi; Ascomycota; Eurotiomycetes; Eurotiales; Aspergillaceae. The record is from RefSeq and is a predicted model, not a curated record. The transcript has a single exon. The coding region runs from base 1 to 393 and encodes 130 amino acids. Gene Ontology annotation, molecular function: catalytic activity.